Molecule: messenger RNA, 631 nt
Organism: Phycomyces blakesleeanus NRRL 1555(-)
Lineage: Eukaryota; Fungi; Mucoromycota; Mucoromycetes; Mucorales; Phycomycetaceae
Exons: 4
Coding region: 9-434 (141 amino acids)
Source: RefSeq, a predicted model, not a curated record
CAACAAGCAUGUAUAACGGAAUCGGCUUGAGUACACCUCGUGGAUCUGGUACCAAUGGCUAUGUCGUUAGAAACCUUUCCUUUGUCCGACCACCACCUACUGACAGAAACGAUCGAUUGUCGAGCCAUGAUUUCAAAGCCCCUAUGCCUGAAAUAAGACAACCUAAUCAAGAAAUUCUUCUUCAUGAUCGUAAACGUAAAGUUGAGGUUCAGUGCAUGGAGCUUCAGAUCGAGUUGGAAGAUGAAGGUUUGAGCGAAGAUGAGAUUGAAGAAAAAGUACAAGAGCUGCGCACUCGGUUAAAUAAAAAUAUUGAUAAGAUCUUACCAAGAGAUGCGAAAGAUUUGAUGGAGCACGAGACACAUCAACGUACAGCAGCCAAGGAAAUUGAAAACAAGAAGAUGAUGAAGGCAUUAAACAUCAAGAAAGCAGAUUAAGUUGUGUGGCAUUAAUAAAUUGACUUUUAUGAAAUCUUAUUCUUUCGCAAGAUGCAAAGAACGCAAAUAGUAUAGUAUGUGCAAAGCUAUCCUUGACAAAUAUGUAGCCAUCCAACGAUAUAAUACUACCAGAAAACUAGCCUUUGACAUAUCUAAUACAGAAAUAAAAUUCUUGCGGUUCAUGAAAGUUUUAUGCU